Vicia faba (fava bean) is the source of this 378-nucleotide messenger RNA. NCBI's taxonomy places the organism in Eukaryota, Viridiplantae, Streptophyta, Magnoliopsida, Fabales, Fabaceae. The record is from the annotation of a GenBank genome assembly.
AUGUAUGCAAUCUUCAAGGAAAAUGGUGAGAUUGACGAAGUUAUCAUUCCACCAAAAAGAGACAAGAGGGGGAAACGAUUUGGCUUCGUGAGGUUUUUCAACGUUGCAGAUGAGAGAUUGAUGGUCAUUAAGCUGGACAACAUUAUCAUAGGUACAAAGAAAAUUCAUGCAAAUCUACCGCGCUUUAACCGAGAUUCUGGACGUCGUUUGGACAAAGGUAAGGAGCAGCUUGGACACGAGAUCAAAGGAGUAUCAGCAGGGAAUACUGAGCAGAAAGGGGGGAAUAACCAAAGAACGUAUGGAGGGAAUGCGAAAACAUAUGCUCGGGUUGUGAAUAAUAAUCAACCAAAAAGGCGGAGGGUAGAUGUUUUGGAGUAG